AUGGGCGGCCGUGUCGGCCACGGCCUCCUCGUUCUCUUCGUCAACCUUCAUGACGACCUGCCUCCGCUCCGCGACGAGGACAUUGUCCGCCUCGCCAAAGAGCCCCAGCACCAGCUGCGCCUUGCGGACUUGGUCCGUCACGGCUGGCCGCCCCUCGGCGAAAAGGCCCUGUUGCAGAGCGCCAACUUCUCGCUCGACCUCAUCCCCGUCCGCCUCGCCCGCCGUCUGCAGGCCCUCCGCAACCUGCCCUACAUUGUCGUCUCCAACAGCCACGUCCGCCAAAUCUACCGCAACUACCGCCACAGUCUGCGCUCACUGCUGCCCUGGUGGCGCCGCCGCCGCGCCCAGGGCGGCGGUGCCAUCACUACGCUCGACGAGGAGAUUGCCUUCACCGACGUGCUCGCCGAGCUGGUGACGACGCACCAGAACACGAUCCCCAUCCUAGCCCAAGGCUUCUUGGAGUCGCGCAAGUACAUUGCGCCCGCCGACGUCACCACCUUCCUGGACGAGCACCUGCGCGCCCGCAUCGGCACGCGCCUCAUUGCCGAGCAGCACAUUGCCCUGCACCUGAGCAGCCGGCCAUUCUAUGGGGUGUCGGGUGCAAGCCCGGGAAGCCCAGGAAGCCUAGGAAGCCCCGGUAGCCCCGGCAGCCCGGGGGACAUUGUGGGUAGCUCACAAGCCGACGUGAACGCUGCUGCCGCCGCCGCCGCGGAGAACAGCGAAACGGCCCCGCCGACUAGCGAGGCGUCGUCCUACAUUGGCAUCAUCGACACCCAGCUGCGGCCCGCCCGCACGAUUGACAGCUGUGCGGGCUUUGUGGCCGACAUUUGCGAGCUCAAGUACGGCGUCCGGCCCCAGUGGCGCAUCGACGGUGAGCCCGACACCACGUUCGCCUAUGUGCCCAUGCACCUGGAGUACAUUGUCACCGAGCUGCUCAAGAACGCGUUUCGGGCCGUUGUCGAGAACAGGAUGCACCGCGAUCCGGUCGUCAUCACCAUUGCCCCAGAGCCGUCCGGUGGCAGCAGUAGUGUGGCUGGCAGUGGCAGCAGCAGCAACCAUUACAACAACUACAAAAACAACAACAAUGGAAACCAAAACACCAGCAGCAUUCUGCCCCUCGACGACAACGCCCCCGGCGUGACCAUCCGCAUCCGCGACCGUGGCGGCGGCAUCUCCCCAGACGUGCUGCCCAACAUCUGGUCGUACUCCUUUACAACCUUUUCCGACUACGACGACCUGCCCGUGGGGACGGCGCCCGGCGGCGGUGGCGACGUGAGCGACGGGCUCAAUAUCAUCGCGUCGUCCAACAAUGGCGGCAGCUCCAUUGCUGGCCUGGGCUACGGCCUGCCGCUGAGCCGCGCGUAUGCCGAGUACUUUGGCGGCGGUAUCGCUGUGCAGAGCCUGUAUGGAUGGGGCACAGACGUGUAUCUGCGCCUCAAGGGUGUUGGCAACAUUGAGUAA
Sporothrix brasiliensis 5110 is the source of this 1461-nucleotide messenger RNA. Its product is annotated as mitochondrial pyruvate dehydrogenase kinase. The coding region runs from base 1 to 1461 and encodes 486 amino acids. NCBI's taxonomy places the organism in Eukaryota, Fungi, Ascomycota, Sordariomycetes, Ophiostomatales, Ophiostomataceae. Gene Ontology annotation, biological process: protein phosphorylation; regulation of glucose metabolic process. The record is from RefSeq and is a predicted model, not a curated record. The transcript is spliced from 2 exons. Gene Ontology annotation, molecular function: pyruvate dehydrogenase (acetyl-transferring) kinase activity. Gene Ontology annotation, cellular component: mitochondrion.